CGAAUAUCCACCAUGAUCGUUAUUCUGAACGAGCCUUAGCGGAGUCCUCUGACCUUCAUACGUCUUUCCGAGCCCCCAGGCACUUUCGGCUCCAUUCCACAUCCUUCAAGGAUUAUACUCAGCAUUCAUCUUGUUUCUGGAAGCCGCUGUAGGUUGCACAUGUCCUCGGCGUACGGCCAUCGGAUUUUCGGAUUUUCAUGGAAAAGCGAUCUCCCUCAUGCUCAAGGAAGACACUGUGCUCGUUGCCGAGAGCCCAGCGGAUCCCCUCUACUCCGCUAUAUAGCUCUGAGAUGAUUUAUUGCUCAUCAUCAUAUAUUGGCUGCUAAUAAUAGACCGUUGAAUGUCAAAGUAGUUCUGCUGCUCAGGUCAGGUGUGCGCCAUAUGUCACCGAAACCGCUCUUGUUGCCGAAACCGCUCUUGUUGCUCUUUCCGGAUCUCAAUCAGGGUCGGUCUAAGUCGCCGUUUCCUAUAGCGCGCGCGACCUCAGCAAAACCCCGUUUGUAUCCCGAGCCAACCCCGUCCCUCGACGGACCGGUGAACAUAUCCCGGCACCGGUUUCUCCUUUCGGAUUAGUAUAAAUCGGUCGAGUUGCUCGCUGCCAUGUCUAUCCACACUUCGCCCUACCCUACUCUGCCAAUACCUUCUCAAUCUGUCUACACCUUUCUGUUUUCUUCCAAUAGACAUCCUCGGUCUCUCGCCGCUUUCAUAGAUGCGCCUACAGGAAGAACUAUCUCACGCGCAGAGCUUCAUUCUCUGACAUUGUCCCUCGCACACGGUUUGCGCAAUAAUUCAGACAGACGAGUACGCCGUGGAGAUACAAUCAUGAUCUUCAGUCCAAACAGUCUUGUCUGGCCUGUCGCAAUCCUUGGUGUCUUUGCAGCUGGUGCUCGUGCUACCCUUGCAAACAGUGGCUAUACACCUGAUGAGUUGAAAUUUCAGUAUGAAGAUAGCCGGGCUCACCUGGUAAUCGCUCAUCCUGACCUAGUCGGGGUCGUUUUGGAAAUGUUCAAGUUGAAAGGCGUAUCAGAGACUGAAGCAAGAAAGCGAAUAGUGUUAGCAGAGCUAGAUGGCAGUCAAGCGCGCAAGGAUGGACUACUCGGAUUAGAUGUCUUGAUGAGUCAGGGUGCUCUGACAGCAGAGGAGACGUUCGAGGGAGAUCAAGCUGACGAGACGACUUUGUUAUGUUAUUCGUCUGGGACAACUGGUAAUCCUAAGGGUGUUGAGACAACCCAUAGAAACUUGGCCAACGUCAUUGCCAUGAUUGAAUCUGCCUUCGCAAAAUUGACGCCUGGCAAAGAUGUUAUCUUGAAUGUGCUUCCUUAUUAUCACAUCUAUGGUAUGGCCAAGAUCCUACUCUAUCCGUUCUUCGUAGGGAUCCCCGUUGUGAUCAUGCCAAAGUUUGACCCUACCGACUUCUGUCGAAACAUUGAAACCUACCAUAUCACGACAUCGCUCAUUGUCCCUCCGAUUCUCCUGGCGCUAGUUCACCACCCUGCGACAACCCAAUUCAAUAUGACAUCAUUGAAUUUCCUCUCCUGUGGUGCCGCACCUCUAGGUGCAGCGCUUCUCUAUUCAGCCAUCGAGAAGUUGAAAUCAGUGGGCGCAAUCGUUGACAUCGCACAAGGGUACGGCUUGACCGAAACUUCACCGGUCACACACAUUGUUCCGCGCAAGGACACCCUUCGCAAAGUUGGAAGCAUCGGAGUAUUGCUGCCCAAUCUAGAAGCGCGUAUUGUGGUGAGAGAGAAGGAUGAUGGAGAAGCAGAUGUCGAUGCGAAAGAAGGGGAACCUGGAGAAUUGUGGAUACGUGGUCCGACAGUGAUGAAGGGUUAUCUGAACAAUGUGGCGGCAACACGGAACGCGAUCACUUCCAGCGGAUGGUUCAAGACGGGAGACAUAGCCAUAGUCGACGCAGAUGGGUUUUACGCCAUCGUAGAUCGCAAGAAGGAGCUCAUCAAAUACAAGGGCUUUCAAGUGCCACCGGCCGAGCUGGAAAGCGUCCUCCUCCAGCAUCCUCAGAUCAUUGAUGCGGCUGUCAUCGGCAUAGAGGAUGCCUCACAAGCAACGGAACUUCCGCGUGCGUACAUUGUACACAAGGACAGCCUCCCAUCGCCUGCGGAAUCGGCUGCUUUCGCACGUCAGAUUCAAACAUGGAUCGAGGGACGUGUUGCAAGGCACAAGUUCUUAAGAGGAGGCGUGGUAGUCGUAGAUGCCAUCCCUAAGAGUACGUCUGGCAAAAUCCUUCGCAGACAUCUCCGGGACCGUGCGAGAGAGGAAAUGGCAGGCCAGGUUGCGGUCAAAGCUAGACUAUGAAUCUCAACAUGUCAAGCCACGAUUGAUAUUUGGGCUGGCCUUCGACUUUUGUAGAAUACAAGCAAGCUCCGUGAGGUAGAUAGCGAUUAACGAGAAUGACACGCAUGAGUAACGCGCUCUUGUCUAACUCAGAGCUC
Heterobasidion irregulare TC 32-1 is the source of this 2450-nucleotide messenger RNA. RefSeq names its product expressed putative fatty acid biosynthesis enzyme (gene acs1). Gene Ontology annotation, biological process: secondary metabolic process. The record is from RefSeq and is a predicted model, not a curated record. NCBI's taxonomy places the organism in Eukaryota, Fungi, Basidiomycota, Agaricomycetes, Russulales, Bondarzewiaceae. The transcript has 14 exons. Gene Ontology annotation, molecular function: CoA-ligase activity. Bases 601 to 2313 code for a protein of 570 amino acids.